Molecule: messenger RNA, 2029 nt
Organism: Onychostoma macrolepis
Lineage: Eukaryota; Metazoa; Chordata; Actinopteri; Cypriniformes; Cyprinidae
Product: tumor necrosis factor receptor superfamily member 1A
Exons: 10
Coding region: 435-1565 (376 amino acids)
Biological process (GO): inflammatory response; apoptotic process; signal transduction
Cellular component (GO): signaling receptor complex; mitochondrion; membrane raft
Molecular function (GO): tumor necrosis factor receptor activity; tumor necrosis factor binding
Source: RefSeq, a predicted model, not a curated record
CGUGAACAGCUAAGGGGCGUUGUUAGGCACGACGCGAACCACGGCUUCUUGGGGCAUAUUGCGUUAUUAUGUUAUGGAAUGUUAGUUAUAGGUUGGUGAAGAAAUGAAAGAAUGUAAGCAGAAGUUAACCCAAUGGAAGACCUUAUAAAUGAUCUGAUAUCGCAGCUGUAUGCUGAGGUUAUUAGUUUGACGUGCUUUCCUGUUUCUCAUCACUUUCUCACAUCUCGUACUUUAAAGCUUUCUGGGUUGGUUAUUCACCUUCCUGUCUAAACAGAUAGGCUACUCUGUCAGUGAGGCAGAAGGUGGAUGCCACAAAUGCUGACAUGAAGCAGAGUCGGAGUAUUUCAUGUUUUCAUCGAUUUGUAAGUCUAUGAAUUCAAAUACUAUUGCUCGUCAUUCAUGACUCUUGAGCUAAAACUGAACAACAUCUCAUCAUGACUGUGUCAACACUGUGUUUGGAUUCGGUAUUUAUACUAUUUAUAGUCUCCCAAUGCCAAUGCCAAAUUAAAAUUCCACUCAUGACAGAUGGACGUUGUUCAGCAGGAUAUUACAAAUUACAACAGGUCUGUGUGAAGUGUGCGAGCGGUUUUUUUUCUGAAUUACCAGGUAGACUGGAACAAUGUUCAAGAUGUACGACAUGUGAUAGCGGUGCUAAUGAAGUAGAGAAUACCUCCUGUACACCAACACAGAACAGAGUCUGCGCUUGUAAACCUGGAUUUUACAAGAGUAAUGGUCACUGUAAACACUGUAACAGUUGUCAAAACUGCACAGAAUGUCUGAACUGUAAAAAGAAUUGUAACCAAGAAACAGCUAUUAAAACCACAGCAGUAGGGUGUGAGCUUGGAGAUUUUCCGGAAAGUGGAAAAUGCCAAAGCUGUGUUAAGUAUAAGUGCAAGAAUGAAUCCUGUAAAUCUUUUUGUUCAGCUAUCACACCUGAAAGACAAGAUUUUCCUGACCCGCUGUUGCUGGUGUUACUCGUCAUUGUGACCUUAUUGGGGGGUCUAUUCUCUCUUUUUCUCAUCUGGUUCUACAGACGAAGAUGGCUUUGCUGCCGAGCCAGAAUCUGGAAUGUUGGCAAACAUCCAGACAUUCAGAUUCAACCAGUAAAUCAACCUAAUGAUGUAAUCAGCAUUCCCACAGCAAUGGAAAGAAAUGGAGCCACUAUCAAAACUUUACCAGUAACCAGCUACCCACGCAGCAUCCUCAGUGGAGAUUUACAGAGCAUCAUGGCCCCCCUGAUAGCAAACGGAAACCCAAAAUUGAUGCAGGUGUUGCAGAAGGAGUCCUGGCCAGCACCAGUGCUCUAUACUGUCAUAAAAGCGAUUCCCGUGAUGCGCUGGAAGGAAUUUUUGCGACUGCUUUCUGUGUCAGAUGAUCAGAUGGAACGGAUCGAACUGGAGGCAGGCCCGUCCUAUCUAGAAAAGCAGUAUCAUAUGCUGCGUCUGUGGAGCCAGAGCAGUGGAGCAAAGAUGGAGAAUAUCUACUCAACAUUACACUACAUGAACCUGUCAGGCUGUGCCCAGGAACUGCAAGAGAAGCUAGAACAAUUGCAAGCAAUUAUGUAAAACUGACUCAUCUUGACUCCAUCUCCUCAUGUGUGUGAGCUGCAGUUGCAUUUCAAUCAUUUACAAGGAUGCUUUGUCUUGUGAGCAGGAAACCCUCAUGGUUAAAAAUAUUCUUUGUGAAUUGUUUUAUUUAGCCAUAAUGUAAAAGUAAUGCAGAUUAUUAUGCAUAUCAUAGGUGCUUUGUAAUAACUUAUUACAAUUAUUGUUCUUUUUUUAUAUGAAUCAGCUUUGUGUCACUAUACUUGUACAAAUGUGAAUAUUUAAAGAUUAAUUGACCAAUUCAAAGUUUGAACUUCGUUUCAAUUUUAGCAUCCAUCAACUAGGGUUUUUCAGGAUAAACUUAGUUGCUUACUUGUGUGUUAUAAGUUCUCAGUCAUAUUGUACACCCGUGAGGUAUUACUUCAUACUCACUUUGUCACACCGGUAUUCAUUUGUUACUUUUCUUAAUAAAAACAAUGAAUGUG